AUAGGUUGUCUUGUGGAAAUGAAGCCUUAAGGGCAAGUUACCUACCAGAUUAAAGAUGGGAUCGAACAGCAGCAGAAUCGGUGAUCUUCCUAAAAAUGAGUACUUAAAAAAGUUAUCGGGCACAGAAUCUGUCUCUGAGAACGACCCGUUCUGGAAUCAGCUUCUCUCGUUUUCUUUCCCUGCACCAACCAACAGCACCGAGCUGAAGCUUUUGGAAGAAGCAACCAUUUCAGUCUGCAGGUCUUUAGUUGUAAACAACCCUCGAACAGGAAACCUUGGUGCGCUAAUUAAGGUCUUCCUUUCUAGAACCAAAGAACUAAAACUUUCGGCAGAAUGUCAAAACCACAUCUUCAUUUGGCAGACACACAAUGCUUUGUUCAUUAUUUGCUGCUUGCUGAAAGCGUUCAUCUGUGAGAUGUCAGAAGAGGAACUGCAGCUUCAUUUUACUUAUGAAGAAAAGGCUCCUGGCAGUUACAGUUCUGACUCUGAAGAUCUUUUGGAAGAAUUGCUCUGUUGUUUGAUGCAGUUAAUCACUGAUAUUCCACUCCUAGAUAUUACAUAUGAAAUCUCAGUAGAAGCUGUAUCAACAAUGGUGGUUUUCCUUUCUUGCCAACUCUUCCACAAGGAAGUUUUGCGACAGAGCAUCAGUCACAAGUAUUUGAUGCGAGGUCGAUGUCUUCCGUAUACCAGCAAACUUGUGAAAACCUUAUUGUAUAACUUUAUCAGACAAGAAAAGCCGCCCCCUCCAGGAGCACAGGUACUCCCACAGCAGUCGGAGGGGGGAGGACUGCUCUAUGGACUCGCGUCAGGAGUAGCAACAGGCCUCUGGACUGUCUUCACCCUGGGUGGCGUGGGCAGCAAAGCAGCUGCCUCUCCAGAACUUCCUUCCCCUCUGGCCAACCAGAGUCUCCUGCUUCUGCUGGUGCUGGCCAACCUGACUGAUGCUGCAGAUGCACCAAACCCCUACAGACAAGCCAUUAUGUCCUUUAAGAAUACACAAGAUAGCAGUCCUUUCCCCUCAUCAAUUCCACACACUUUCCAGAUUAACUUCAACAGUUUGUACACAGCUCUUUGUGAACAGCAGACAUCUGACCAAGCAACUCUCCUCUUGUACACGUUGCUCCAUCAGAAUAGUAAUGUUAGAACGUACAUGUUGGCUCGCACAGAUAUGGAAAAUCUUGUUUUACCAAUUCUUGAGAUUCUGUAUCAUGUCGAAGAAAGAAAUUCACACCAUGUGUAUAUGGCCCUUAUAAUAUUAUUGAUCCUUACAGAAGACGAUGGCUUUAAUAGAUCCAUUCAUGAAGUGAUAUUAAAAAACAUUACUUGGUAUUCAGAACGGGUUUUAACUGAAAUUUCACUGGGGAGUCUUCUGAUACUGGUUGUAAUAAGAACCAUUCAGUACAACAUGACGAGGACAAGAGACAAGUACCUUCACACCAACUGUCUGGCUGCUUUAGCAAACAUGUCGGCACAGUUUCGUUCUCUCCAUCAGUAUGCUGCCCAGAGGAUCAUCAGUUUGUUUUCCUUGCUGUCUAAAAAACACAACAAAGUUCUGGAACAAGCCACACAGUCCUUGAGAGGUUCACUGAGUUCCAAUGAUGAUCCUCUACCAGAUUACGCACAAGACCUGAAUGUCAUCGAAGAAGUGAUUCGAAUGAUGUUAGAGAUCAUCAAUUCCUGCCUGACAAAUUCUCUUCACCACAAUCCAAACUUGGUGUACGCACUGCUUUACAAACGAGAUCUCUUUGAACAGUUUCGAACUCAUCCUUCAUUUCAGGAUAUAAUGCAAAAUAUUGAUCUGGUGAUCACCUUCUUCAGCUCACGAUUACUGCAGGCUGGAGCUGAGCUGUCAGUGGAACGGGUCCUGGAAAUCAUCAAGCAGGGGGCUGUCGCGCUGCCCAAAGACCGGCUGAAGAAAUUUCCAGAAUUGAAAUUCAAAUAUGUGGAAGAGGAGCAGCCCGAGGAGUUUUUUAUCCCCUAUGUGUGGUCUCUGGUCUACAACUCAGCAGUAGGUCUCUACUGGAACCCACAGGACAUCCAGCUCUUCACACUGGAUUCCGACUGAGGGCAGGCCACCAUCUCCCACCCUCACCUCCCUCCAGCUGAGCAGCCCGUCCAGUUAUUUUCUUCCUGGGGAACAGAAGUAGACAGAUUGCCUGAUGUAUCUUCUAGCAAAGACGAUCACACAGGCAUGCUUCCCUUACACGCUUGGAUUUGGAGAGUUGGUGCCAGUUGGCAGUAGAUCACUCAGCUUAGAUUGUAGUGCAAAAAAAAAGGGGGUGGGGGGGCACACAAUAAUAAUAAAUGUAAAAACCUGCUAUUCCACAUGCAGUUUUAUUUCUAAACCAAAAAUCUAGAGCGUUUCCAGGAACC
This is a messenger RNA of Odobenus rosmarus divergens (Pacific walrus), 2373 nucleotides long. It is a transcript of the gene DYM, whose product is annotated as dymeclin. NCBI's taxonomy places the organism in Eukaryota, Metazoa, Chordata, Mammalia, Carnivora, Odobenidae. Gene Ontology annotation, biological process: Golgi organization. The coding region runs from base 56 to 2065 and encodes 669 amino acids. The transcript is spliced from 16 exons. Gene Ontology annotation, cellular component: Golgi apparatus. The record is from RefSeq and is a predicted model, not a curated record.